Rhipicephalus microplus (southern cattle tick) is the source of this 408-nucleotide messenger RNA. RefSeq lists its product as uncharacterized. Gene Ontology annotation, biological process: snRNA transcription by RNA polymerase II; snRNA transcription by RNA polymerase III. Gene Ontology annotation, molecular function: RNA polymerase II cis-regulatory region sequence-specific DNA binding; RNA polymerase III type 3 promoter sequence-specific DNA binding. NCBI's taxonomy places the organism in Eukaryota, Metazoa, Arthropoda, Arachnida, Ixodida, Ixodidae. The record is from RefSeq and is a predicted model, not a curated record. Gene Ontology annotation, cellular component: snRNA-activating protein complex.
GUGGAAGCAGUGAAGAGCAACGUGCUGCAGCAGAGUCUCGAGUCCAUGAUGGACCGCAAGGAGGCCCUGGCACAGAAGAUUCUGGAGACUGAGGAUCCCGACCAGAUAGCCGAAAUCACCGCUCGCAUAGACCAGCUGGAGGAGCAGAUGGCCAAGACUCGCGAUCUGAGCCUGGAAGAGCUGCUGGAGCAGGCUACGCGCCCCAUCGACUGGCUGCGCAUUGCAGCUGUCGACAUGCGGACGAACCGGACGGCAUUCAACUGCGAGGCGAGGUGGCGCAACCUUCUGGACGUGCGCCUGAACCAGGGCCCCUGGACUCCCGAGGAGGACGAGCGCCUGUCAACCUUGGCCGCCAAGUGGAGAGGGCACAACUGGGACCAGGUGAGGGGACCUGCACGUUUUCAAUGA